AUGUUUAGUGAGACAUAUGUAGAAAAGCGGCCCCUCAAGAAGCCAAAAUUGGGCCCGGCUGAUGUGUAUCCACAAGAAAUAAAGCAAAAAGAAGAUGAGCUGACAUCAUUAAAUGUAAAACAUGGAUUCGCUACGAUGCCACAGCUAUCUGAAGAGUUUGGAACAGCAAGAAACUAUAAUGUAACGGCUUCUAAGGUCGGAGCUUAUUUUAACGCAAUUCUGGCAAAAAAGGAAGAAUUGAUGACUCUCACAGAUUCUGGACGAAAGAAACAACACGUAAAAGAUAAUUUCUGGCCAGUGACACAACGAACUAAACAAACUUUAGAUAAUUGGUUCAAAGACCUCGCUGGAAAUAAACCUCUAAGCAGUUUGGCAAAGAAAGCUCCGUCAUUUAACAAGAAAGAAGAGAUUUUUGCGAUGCUUUGUGAGAAUCAAGUUACCAUGCAAAGAGCGGCUUGGUUCAUAAAGUUAUCAUCUGCUUACACUGUUGCAGUGUCUGAAGCUAAGAUUAAGAAAAGACAAAUGCCUGAUCCGGCAACUGAAUGGACAAGCACAAUGAUUAAAUUUCUCAAAGAUUUGAUCCCAAAACUUAUCGAAUAUUAUCACACAGCGAGUCCUGCAGGUGCUUCUUCGUCAUUAGUUCCAGUACCGUCAACACCACAAGAAGAACAGAAACUUGCGUUGAAGCAAUGGACUUAUUGUACACAACUUUGCAAAUAUAUGUUUGAAGAAGGCUUAUUAGAUAAGCAUGAAUUCCUUAAUUGGAUUUUAGAUUUGUUUGAUAAAUUACGAACGCAACCGACUGAAGAUGGAAUCCUUAAACUUUACCUUCCACUCGCUUUAAGCUACAUGCAAGACUUCGUACAAUCAGAAAGACUAUCAAGGAAGUUGGCAUAUUUAUCAUCAAAGAAAUUAUCCACAAUGAUCUAUGAAAUGGUAAAUCAUUUAAAUCUUGACACGAAUUCGAAACAAGAUCAGAACAAUGGAAAGAAUCAAGAGACGAAUGGCAAGAAUUUGAAUCCUUAUGAAAAGGCAUUGGAAGAAUAUUUGAGUUGCCCACAACAUCGUGACACGGUCAUUCAGUUAAGUUGCAUGCUUCAAGUCGUGACACUUGAUUGUCCAACAGCUUUAAUAUGGAGUGGUGUUGGUGAAAAUCGUCCAUCAGUUCUUUCAGGAAGUCCACUUGAUUAUCUUCCAGUAGCACCUUCAACUCUUCCCAUGCCGGAAAAGUCCCCGAAAAGUAAUGAAGAGUAUCGAUUGAAAUUAAAAAUCGCUGAAAACAGCAUAAAACAUCGUUCACAACAAGCUGAAUCGCGUUGGUGUGCUGACAAAUGGCGGACAAUAUCGGGAAACUCAACUGUCAAACUUUUAACUAUUCUCGACACUUUGGACAGUUAUUUCUUCGAUCGGAUGGACGUCAACAACUCAUUGGACACACUUUACGCAAAAAUUUUCCCUUCAUUGCCAGAUAAUUCAAAAGAAUUAAAUUCUUCCGAUGGAAAGGACACAAAAAUUGAAUACGAUGUUAAUUCUGAUGAAGAUACUGUCAAGAUUCUAUGUGAAUGGGCAGUGUCAACACAUCGAUGGGGUGAACAUCGUGCAAUGGCUGUUGGUCGACUUCUUGAUAAACGCCAAACUGAAAUUUCAAUGAAUGAAAAUGACAACAACAAUAUUGAGGACAAAGAUUCAGAUUUUGGUGCUAAUGGCACGCCAAUUUUUCAAGGAAUUCUUCUUCGCUUUCUGGACACGGCGCCAGUUCUCGAAGAGAAUGGAAAUGCACAAAACAAAGCUCAAUUUAAGAAUCUUAUUCAUUUAUUCAGUGAAUUGAUAAGGAAUGAUGUCUUCUCUCACGAUGGGUACAUGUGCACGUUGAUAUCAAGGGGAGACUUGCUCAACGGAGCUCCACCAAAUCUCAACCCAAGUGUACAUGGAAAAAAUCAAUCGACAAACACUGGAGGUGGUGGCGACGAUGAUUUCUUCUCUGAAAUUGACUUUAAACCUCCAAAGAUGGAAGAGUUUGACGAUUCAAAUGUAGAUGAUGAUCUGGAAAAGUUAAUUCAGAAUAUUAAAGAUGGACAAAAUAAUUCAAUGGAUGCUCCUGACAGUCCCAAAGAUAAUGAAAAUUUAACAAAUCUUCACUCGUUAAGCACUGAAAAGAAUUCCAAUUCAACAUCGGCAAAUUGUCGUCAUUAUUUGUAUACAAUGCACUUUCCUUUAUCACAAGAUGAUGCAUCACAACAUGACUGUAAUCAACGUUACAUCCUUCUUUAUGGCGUUGGAAAGGAACGCGAUGAACGCAAACACGCAGUGAAGAAAAUGUCGAAAGAGAUUUGCAAACUUUUCAGCAAGAAGUUCAGUAUUGACGUCGCCGAAGGUGGAAAAGUAAAGAAACAUUCAAGAAGUGAAUUUAAUUUUGAAUCGACGCUUAAUAAAUGUCAAUCGAUGUGUUACUUUGAUCAACAUUUUGUCACAUGGCAAUGUGCUGUAACAGUUCAAGAAAUGUUGAAUAGUUUCGCCAUGGGAAAUUCAAAUUAUUUGCCAGUCGCUGAACAUGUCGCAUUUCUAUUUGAUUUAAUGGAAGUUGCUUUGAAUAUUUAUGGAGUGAUUGAUAUGUGCAUUCAAAUCUUAAAAGAACUUCCCGAUGUGGAGUCUCAAUUGAUGGCGAAGAAUUCGAAUCUCAUUAAAAGUUACACGACAACAAUGAGUUUGUAUGUUGUUGGAAUUUUAAGACGCUACAACAGUUGCUUGCUGCUUUCACCCGAACAGACAACUGCAGUGUUUGAAGGAUUGUGCAAGGUCGUGAAACAUGUUUCAAAUCCAAGUGAUUGCAGUUCAGCUGAACGAUGCAUUCUUGCUUAUCUCUAUGAAUUGUAUUUGGCUUGUUCAAUCCUAAAGACGAAGCCACCAUCAGAACCUUUUCACAAUGCUUACCCUAAAAUCAAGCAGACAAUCUACGCACCAAUUAAAUUAAUUCCGACAACACAACCUUUCAAUGCUCAAUUCAUGGCUGACAUUCUAUCAAAUCCAAAACGUGGAGGGAAAAUUGAAUCAAGUUGGGGACGACAAUUGAGCGAGUCGGCUAUGAAUCGUUACAGUUUUGUCUGCAAUGCAAUUAUUGCAAUAACACGUGAAACUGACAAUGAUAAACUUAACGAUAUUGCAAUUAUGUGUGCGGAACUGACAGCAUGUUGCAACUCAUUAAGUGCUGAAUGGUUGGGAGCUCUCGUCGCACUUUGUAAUACGAAGAAUGAAUCUGGUUAUUACAUGGAAAUACUCAAUACUGUUGAUCUACAAAAUGUCCACAUGUACAAUUCAGUUGCUGUCUUUACUUGCAUUUUAGUUGCUCGUCAUUGCUUCACUUUAGUUGACUUUGUUGCAACUGUUGCACUUCCAGCACUUCUCAUUUAUUAUCGAAGUGAAACAAUUAUGAAUGAAGUUGAAGCGAGCGCUCGUUUGACUUGUCACAUUUUAUUGCGAUUAUUUCAAGCGAUUGAAUAUCCACAACCUGGAAUGUAUUCAGUUAGUACGUCACCGAUUCAAGUUAGUGGACCAAUGAAUAGCAACAUAAAGUUGAGUUGCGACAGACUUCUUCUUGGAGGUGCACAUAAGAACAUUUCUGUAGCUCCAGUGUUGGCAGUAUUGAAGGCAAUUCUUGUAGUUGCUGAUGCGACCGUUCAUAAAACAUCUUACGGAAGUGGUGGGGAGAAGAGUGGACUGAACACGCCCGUUCAUCCGGGAAGUACUCCAAAAAGCAUGAGUGGACCAGUUGAUUUAAGUCACAUUUUGGGGACACGCGAGGACUUGGGAAUGUUGGGAGAUGGCGAUGAUCCAAUGUUGGAAUUGGGAAAUUCCAACAAUAAUUUGAACAGCAAUGAAAACGCUCCAAGUUUGUCCGAAUUUGCUCAACAUGUGUUGAAGCAGAUUUGUACACAGGAAUGGGUUUUGGAAUGUUGUCUGAAGAACUGCGAUGAAAUGUGCAAAGAUGAAAUUCUUUUGGAUAAUAUGUUGACUAACAAACAAGCUCAGAGACUGUUGCAUAUGAUUUGUUAUGAUCAGGACACAAAUGCAAAGAUUGAAUCAAACAUGGAUCAAAAGUCACAAAUUGUCAGAAUUUUAGAGAAUCUCGAGCAGUGGUCGUUAAGAAUUUCUUUGCUGGAUCUUCAGUUAAUGUACAAACAGACACAAAGCAACUCGUCAGAAUUCUCAUCGUGGCUUGACACCGUCGCUAGGGCUGCUAUUGAUGUUUUCAUUCCAAAUCAAGAAAGAAAGCAAGGAAGAAAGCCGCCGAUUUGGUUGGUAGCACCUUUGGUAGCAAAGUUACCAUGUGAAGUUCAGGGAAGGAUUCUUAAAGUUGCCGGUCAAGUUCUGGAAAGUACAAACAGUUUUGGCACGAAAAACAAAUCUUCGGAGAAUUCAGAAACUUCCGGAGGUUCCGGUCGAAGGCGAAGCGUUCAAAUCGACCAACAACCGUUUCUUGGACUUGUACUGACGUGUUUGAAAGGACAAGACGAUCAGAAGGAAGGAUUACUGCAAUCUUUACAUUCCCAACUCUCCCAAUUCUUACAGAAUAAAGAACUUGAAUUUGUGGGUGGCAUUGAUGAUCCAACUGGUCGAGAAGAAAUGUUGAACGCGCUCCAAUUAAGAUUUUCACUUGUUGGCGGAAUGUUCGAUUCAAUACAAAAGAAUUCCACAUCAACUACUGACUGGGCACUUCUCUUAGCUCAAUUAAUGAGUCAAGGAGUCAUUGAUUUGAAUAACAACUCUGAAUUAUUUCAUACAGCACUUGACAUGCUUGCAACUUUAAUUCAUUCAACUUUGAUAACUGACAGUCAAUCAGAAAGAGAUGAAAAUAAGAAACUUAACACGAAUUUAGUGAAGAAGUUGAGAAAGGAACUUGCUGAUAAGAACAGCGCAACAAUAAAGCUUGUGAGGCAACUUUUACCACUCGCCAAGCCAGCAUGCGCAAAUUCAUGUGAAGUGAUUGCAUGUGAACCUGUUGGAAGUUUAAUGGAUACAAAGGGUUUGCGAAUUACUGAGAAAGAACGUGUCAGUAUUGGAGCGACAGGGACGAAAACACGCAAAGGCACAAAACGACCAAGAAAGCCAAAAGGAAAUGCAACUCCAGCACCACUUCCUAACCAGCAAUUACAAAAUCCAAUGCCAGCACAAAUGCCUAAUCAGGGAAUGAAUCCAAUGAUGAAUCAACAUUUGAUGAAUCCACAAAUGAGUCAGCAGUUUAAUCCAAAUCAACCGCCACAACAACAACAGCAGCAACAGCAAAUGGGAGGCAACAUGGGAAUGAUGCAGAACAACAGCAUGAUGAUGAAUCAAAUGGGGAUGGAGAUGGGACAAGGAAUGCCUCAAAAUCAGAUGCAAAUGAAUCAAAUGGGAAUAAAUCCAAUGCAACAACAGCAACAACAACAGCAGCAGCAACAAAGUCAACCGACAAAUAUGAAUCAAAUAAAUCCAAUGCAAUACCAACAACAGCAGCAACAGCAACAACAAAUCGGUCAAUUGUCGCAAAUGUCUCAAAUGAAUAUGAAUCAGCAAAACAUAAAUGUCAACAUGAAUAUGAAUCAAAUGGGACAACAAAAUCAACAAUGGGGUGGUUACAAUCAAAUGCAAAAUCAACAAGCGCAAGUUCAAACAUCGCAAGGUAAUCAACAAUUUUAUAAUCAAGCUGGAAUUCCAGCAGCCGCGCCUCAAAUGAAUCAAUUCCCUGAACGUCCGCAACUGAAUCAAUCGAAACAAGCACUUUCAAAUAUGCUUCGACAACGACACCCAAAUCAGAAUGUUCCAUUUAACAUUCAUCAACAGCGAAUGCAAAUGGUGCAGAAUCAGAACCGGCAACAAAUGCAGCAGUUAGCACAGCGUCAAAUGAUGUAUCGUGCAAGAAUGGCUGGUAAGCCGAUGAAUAAUCCGGGAAUGUUGAGUCAACAAGCGAAUGCAGCGAGUGCAAUUAAUCCAAUGGUUCAACAGACUCCUGGCAAUAUGAUGCAAGGUGGACAACAAGCAAUUAUGAGUGGAGGUAAUCAAAAUCCAGCUUUGAUGGCCCAACAAGGUGCCAGCUCAAUGGGAAUGAAUCAACAAAAUCCAAAUGUUAUGCAAGCAUCGCAACCACAGCAAACAAUUCUUCCGGGUCCAAGUUCAGGUGGAAUUAUACCACCAAACUCAAUAGCACCAGCAAUGUUGCAAAAUGCACAACAAUCUCAAGCAUCUCAAAUGAUUAAUCAACCAAACAUGAUUCAACAAAAUGUUGGCAAUCAAAUGGGAAAUUUAUCAUCGCAAAUGGGACAAGGCGGGGGUGCAAAUCAGAAUCAACAAGCGAACAUGUUUCCCAAUCAAUAUCAGAAUAUGAAUCAAAAUUAUUCUGGCUAUAAUAAUCCGAACAUGAGUGCGAAUCAACCGAAUGUUCAAGGUGGAAAUCAAGGAAAUUUAAUGACAAACUUCCAACAAAAUCAGGCUGUGGGUGGAAAUCAACAAAGAAAUCCUCAAGCAGACUUUAUAGCACAACAAAGACGCAAUCAGUACUUGCAGCAACAACAGCAGCAACAACAACAGCAACAGCAAAAUCAACAAACACCAAAUGUGACAAUGAACACAAAUAUAUCAGUUGGACCACAAGGGAAUGUUCCACCACCAUAUCGUCAGGGUGGCAAGCCAAUGGUGAAUCCUAGCAGUCAGCCAUUCCAAGAUAUGAGAAUGAGGCAAUUGAUGAUGAAGCAACAACAACAGCAGCAACAACAAGGAAUGGCGCAACAAUCAAAUAAUCCCAGCAUGGCACAAGGAAUGGUGCCAAAUCAAGGUGGACUUUCACAACAAACACCAUCAGCACUUGUGGCUCAACUUCAACGUCAGCUUCCAAAUCAAAUGAAUCCCAAUAUGAUGAAUCAACAACAAAAUCAACAAAACUUUAAUCAAGGUCCAUUUUAAGUUAAACAUUUUUAAGAUAUUUAAGUGAAAUUUUAAAAUUUCUCAUAUAAUUCAUAAUGAAUUAAAUGAGAAAUUUUAAAAGACAUGUCUUUGUGUCUUCGAAAAAAUGACUGGCAGACCGCAGACAUGUUUUGCAGACACGACUUCCAGCCAUAUUUUCUUUGUCUUCCAGACGUCUGUGGCUUCGUGUUUUGCAAACAUUUUUUAAUGUCUUUGUGUUUUACAAACAUUGUUGAAAAACAAAACUUUUUCCUAAGAAAAUCUACUAAAAGCGCUUAUUUUCGCAUGUGUUCUACAAUUUUUUAGAACUUUCAGUGAGCUUAGAAAAUAUUUAUUUAAGCUUGCUUCGCAAGUGUGCUAUAAUUUUUUGUAACUUGCACUGAAAGUUGAUAAAAAUUAUGGAACACAAGAAAGAAUAAGCGCUUUUAGUAAAUUUUUCUUGAGAAGUCUUUGAACAUGUCUUCAAAACACGCAGACAUGACUGGCAAUCAUUUUUCAAAAGACUAUGUCUGUGGCUGCGUGUUUUGAACACAUUUUCUUGACGUCUUUGUCUUUGAGUUUUGCAGACAUUUUUCGAUGUCUGUGCACAACACUGAAUUCAUUUCGAACAAAUUUCCUUUCAUGAAAAACAAUUUUUAGCUUUCUAAUAAACAUUUUAUUUCAUAUGACUAAAAUCUUAACAUUAAAAAAUUAUUUUUAAUUAAUUUCAUCUGAAUGAACUUCAAUCUCACUUCGAUAAAGUUCCAAUGAGACAAAUAAAAUUAAACAUUUGAAAAUACUUUUG
Clunio marinus is the source of this 7717-nucleotide messenger RNA. The record is from the annotation of a GenBank genome assembly. Lineage: Eukaryota; Metazoa; Arthropoda; Insecta; Diptera; Chironomidae.